Messenger RNA from Talaromyces proteolyticus, 877 nucleotides. RefSeq lists its product as uncharacterized. Lineage: Eukaryota; Fungi; Ascomycota; Eurotiomycetes; Eurotiales; Trichocomaceae. The record is from RefSeq and is a predicted model, not a curated record. The coding region runs from base 418 to 741 and encodes 107 amino acids. The transcript has 2 exons.
GCAAGCGCUAGCUUCAGCAAGACAAGCAAUGAGGCAAUUAAACGCUAUCAGAUACCUACUGUAUCCAAUCCAGGCCUGGGUCCCGAGCCAGUGAGGAACUGGAAGGCUAUAGGGAGAUGAAGUCCUGGACGCCUAGAAGUUCGCCCUAUUAGAUGUUUGCUUUUGACCUUCCUCAUGCGGUAGGUAAGGACGUAGACUACCAGUACUUGAAUGGGUCUGCUGAUAAGAGCCAUCCAUGGUUUCGGACAACCGCCGGCUAGGUUACAUAUAGUAUAGAUUCAGAACCAAAUCAGCCUAGGACAUAUUACAUAUAUACCCAUCACCUCCGGAAACCUUUCCUUUUGAUCACCAAUCCCAAGAAUCAAAAGUCAAGAGAAGGAUAUUAGCCAUUCCCUUGUGAUUUCUGUGUCUUCCAAGAUGAAAAUCACACUAGCUUUUGCUCUCGCAGGCCUUGUGCCGAUUUUUGCCAAUGCAGCAUCAAACCCUAUCCAGUGCGAUGUGUGCGAACUCGCUCUCGACGCAACACUGAGUGUUAUUGAAACCAAUGGCAUAUCGGGCGAAAUCAUUCAGAAGGUCGACGCCGUGGUCCACGGGGAGGUGGAAUCAAUCUGCUCCAAAGUCACCUCUACAGACACAGAUAAAUGCGUGGAGGAGGCAGAACUGGUGAUUGGGAAGGUUGUUGAGGAAGUGGAAGAUAAUCUGGAUAGUGGCACUGUUUGCAGCUUGCUUGGUUAUUGCUAGAGGAUGAAUUCCAAUUGGGCUCAACGUCUCACUUAGCUCUGGCGAGAAGAAACGUAUUAAUUGACAUUGCAAAACAGGGUAUUGUAAAUUAUAACAUGAUCGCUGGAUUAAAUCAACUAUUACGCUAUAAUAAAAC